AUGAAUCGGACGUUGGUCGAGAGUGCGCGGUGCAUGAUCGAACACGCGGGACUAUCCAAGCGCUACUGGGGUGAAGCGUUGACGACGGCAGCGUUUCUGCGGAACCGAUGCCCGACGCUUGCGACUGGCAACGACAAGUCGCCACACGAAGCAUGGACGCAGAAGGAGCCGUUGUUGAAAAACCUCAAGGUCUUUGGGUGUCACGCAUAUGUGCACAUACCAAGGGAGAAGCGGUCGAAGCUUGACGCAAGGUCAGUGUUGUGUCUUUUUUUGGGCUACUCGGACCAUGAGAAAGCGUAUCGGUUCGAGGAGCUGUCGAGCAGCCGGAUCGUGGUGAGUCGCGACGCGCAGUUCAUGGAAUACACGUUCGACAGCGGCAAGCGCGGCCAAGUCGGAAGCAGCACGUCAGUCAAGAUUGCAGAUGUCGACGAAGCGACCGACGGUGCAGACAGAGAUGACUACAGAAACCAAGACGAGGACGACGGCAUGACUGAGCAACCAGCGGUGCCAGUCUCUACGAACGAGCGACCGCAAUGGCAACAACGCCAGUCUUCGCGUCGCUAG
Molecule: messenger RNA, 564 nt
Organism: Hyaloperonospora brassicae
Lineage: Eukaryota; Oomycota; Peronosporomycetes; Peronosporales; Peronosporaceae
Source: the annotation of a GenBank genome assembly